UAAAAAGAAUCUCUUAUCUUCUUGUUCCCUUCUUCCAUUCCUCUUUAUCUAUUCCAACCUCGAUUUCCUAUUUCGUUCAGUUUUUUCUUUUUUUGGUCGGAAACUCUUCACUACGAUCUUAUCCACCAUGAUCCAUGAUUAAUUUAAUCUAAUUUAAUUAUAUUUGUUUCUGUGGUUUCUGUUCUCGUCGGAUUGAAGAAAAUCGCGAGCGGUGAUCGAUCGCGAUUGUGUUGUGUAGUGUUGUCCUAAGGGACCUGCAUAUCUUCUAUUCCAGGACCAGUUGAAUAGGUUUGGAGAAUGAAUUCUGUGCAAGGACCAGUUGUGUGCCCUUCAAUCCGUGCCAAGCAGGUAGCCGUCUGCAGCAUUCCGAUGAUCGGAGCGGUGAAAAUGAACGAUAGACGCAUUAGAAGUGAAUUUUGGGGUCUCAGUGGCGUUAAGGCUAAACCUGGUUUUCUUUCUUGCCGUAUAAACACGGCAAAGUGCAAGACUGUGCAUUGUAGUUUUAACUCACCUUCGAAUGACAGUGGAAGUACCGCCGGUAAUUUCAAUGAAAAUGAUGAAGACUACGUCACCUCCAGUGUGAUUGAAGCUGUUGAGGUGAAGAGUGGAUCAGAUGGUUUCAUAAUCAAAAUGAGGGAUGGUAGACAUUUAAGAUGCGUCCAUAACAAUCCUCAGGGAGGACAUCUUCCAGAUUAUGCACCACAUCCUGCUAUUGUACUGAAGAUGGAAGAUGGGACGGGCCUACUUCUCCCCAUAAUUGUUUUGGAGAUGCCCAGCGUCUUGCUAAUGGCAGCCAUACGCAAUGUUCCCAUAGCUAGACCUACUUUAUAUCAAGUAGUAAAGGAGAUGAUUGACAAGAUGGGUUAUGAGGUUAAACUUGUCAGAGUUACCAGGAGAGUUCAUGAGGCAUACUUUGCCCAGUUAUAUCUUACUAAGGUUGGAAAUCCUGCAGAAUGUGUAAGCUUUGAUCUAAGGCCUUCAGACGCUAUCAAUAUUGCAGUAAGAUGCAAGGUUCCAAUACAAGUCAACAAGUACCUGGCAUACAGUGAUGGUAUGAGAGUAGUUGAAUCGGGCAAAUUGUCAACACAGCUUCCUGGUAUGGAUGGCCGAUUAUUCACUGAAAUGGACAGGCCAAGUGGUCAACCUUGUGUUGAGACAACCGAGUUCAAUCUUUUAAACAACAUGUUGAAAGCUGUUGUUGAAGAGCGCUAUAAAGAUGCUGCUUUGUUCAGGGACAAACUUAAUCAACUUAGGGCGGGGAAAAACACGAAUAACAGGUUCUGAAUGCUUUAAUUGUAAAUACAAUCUUAUAUUAGAAUGGCGAUGGGGUUCUGGUACAGCUGAGAGCUGAUUGCGGUCAUGUCUCUCCCUUCCUCGGUCUAUAAAUGCUUACAUUUUCUGUGAAUAAUUUGUAAAUAUUCCUAAACAUUAUAAUGUUAAUGCAAUCACGUGCAACUUUUCACUACUUUUCAGAGACUUGUUUCAAUCCUCAAAAGAUGUUAAUAUGUAAUGUGGUUUUUUAUCAGUAUGUGACUGAUUGAUGUGUUUCGCCGUGUUAUUAAAAUACUUGGGUUGGUUA
Messenger RNA from Vigna unguiculata (cowpea), 1579 nucleotides. It is a transcript of the gene BBD1, whose product is annotated as bifunctional nuclease in basal defense response 1. NCBI's taxonomy places the organism in Eukaryota, Viridiplantae, Streptophyta, Magnoliopsida, Fabales, Fabaceae. The record is from RefSeq and is a predicted model, not a curated record. Gene Ontology annotation, molecular function: nuclease activity. Gene Ontology annotation, cellular component: nucleus; VCB complex. Gene Ontology annotation, biological process: protein ubiquitination.